CAAAUCGUCCUUCUGCUACUGUACCACAGUAGGAAAAAGUUUAGUUUGCAUUACGACAGUGUCGCAAAUCACACCGACCCACCGGUAGCUAGGGUGCUCCAUGGAAACGAGCUCACGGCUGGAGUUUUGUUUACACUCUUGGGGAGCCAACAGCUACGGGCAGCUGGGACAGGGGCAUGUGGAGGACCAGCCGGUGCCCCAGCUCUCUGACGCCGCUGCUUUACCACACUGCGCCGUGCGGACGCUCAGCGGCGGCGGCGGUCACUCCGUGGUUGUCACCGAUAGUGGACACGUGUUUGUGUGUGGACAGAAUCACAGAGGCCAACUGGGACUUGGCCACAAUGCAGACGUCCUAACUUUUCAGCUGUGCCCCAGUUUGACCCAGAAGGUCAGGAAUGUAGCGUGUGGUUGGGACUUCACUCUUCUUCUCACUGAUUUUGGCCAAGUGCUAGCAUGCGGCUCUAAUGCCUUUGGGCAACUGGGUGUUGGACCAACCAUCACACACUCAUGCAGUGCACUAGGAGUAAAGGGUCUCAGGGAGCUGGUGGUGAGUAUAGCGGCAGGACUUAGACACUCACUAGCAGUUACUGAGUCAGGAUGUGUAUAUCAGUGGGGCACUGGCCUUUUUAGUCAUGCUAAGAGAGCCCUCAGUCCACACCCCGUCCCAGCACACCUCAGUUCGAUGGUGCCCACACUGGUACCAGGUCUAGAAAAGGAAACAUCACGUCUGGUAACUGCAGGGUCAGCACAUUGUGCGUGUCUUACAGGAGACGGAGAUUUGUUUCUAUGGGGAAGCAACAAACAUGGUCAGCUGACUGCUACAGACCAAUUCCUGUCCUCUCCCACUCUUCUGAACCGCUCACUACUGGAUGGAGAGAAAGUUAUCAACGUGUGGAGUGGGUGGACGCACAUUAUUGCACAAACAGAGAGUGGAAGAGUGUUCACAUGGGGCAGGGGAGACUAUGGGCAGCGGGGCCAACAACGACCAGCCAGUCAGAAGCCAGGGCAGCAAUCAGCAGGCUCCUCAGCCAAAGGUGGAAACCAUGAGGUUAAAGUCCUCCGAGGAGCAAAGCAGAUUGCAUGUGGAUCCGAACAUAACCUUGCCAUUGUAGGGGGGUGUCUCUUCUCCUGGGGCUGGAACGAACAUGGAAUGUGCGGAGACGGUUCAACGACCAACGUCUCUCAGCCUAAGCUUGUAUGUGGUCUCAGACCUGUUCUGAUUGGCUGCGGAGCUGGACACUCUUUGGCUGUGUGUGCUGCAACAGCUAGUUAAAAACACUGCAGCAUCUUCAGGUUAGUUACGUGACACAGAGAGACCGGAAGAGCAGAACAGCUGUGUGAAUUUUGUGCUGACUGCUUUGCAAAGCACAAAAAGUUUAUUUCAGGUGCCUUUUAAAUUUACAGCAACUUUCGCCUUCUGAAAGGCAAUCCAAGCUCCUUGCAGAGGUCAGAGUUCAACUGCAGGUGUCAUAAAUACUGGCGUGUGCUUGGACACAGGAUGACUUAUGUUUCAUGUGGACAGAGGCCAUCAUGUCUUUGACCAGCCUGUCACUUUGAUGGACAUGACUGGGGGCGAUGGCUUUGCCAGACACGGCCAUGCUGAUGGUCCCCAGGUCCUCCUGCCAUGUUUAUGAAUAAAGCCAUUAUGGAUCAUGUGAGAUAUUUACUAGACCAGUGUGUUACUUCCAUCUUCCCUGUCAUUGGUUUUAUAGCAGUGAUCUUGAAUGUCGGGAGCCAAUCAAUCUCUUCACAGUAUAUUACAAAUCUGUCAAACAGCAGUUUACGGAUUGUUUCUGUUUUAUAUUUUUGUCUGUCUGCGUUGUGUUCUUUGGUAUCGUUUCUUUCUAUUUGCAUAACAUUCAUAUGUUAUCAAUCACUCCACCAUACUUAGAACCUGAGGGUGCAGCACCUGGCAACCAGUGCUUUGCCAAAGGGCAAUGCAUAAUUUUAAUCCGUGUAUAUAAAAAUAUCAGAUUUGGUUUAGCUAAUAAGUGUGAAAAACCUUCAUGUCACUAAAGCUAAAUUAAUGAGCCUUUUUUUUUGGUAAAAAAAUAAAUAAAUCAACACUCGUUGAAAAAUGA
Molecule: messenger RNA, 2081 nt
Organism: Betta splendens (Siamese fighting fish)
Lineage: Eukaryota; Metazoa; Chordata; Actinopteri; Anabantiformes; Osphronemidae
Gene: sergef
Product: secretion regulating guanine nucleotide exchange factor
Exons: 11
Coding region: 101-1273 (390 amino acids)
Source: RefSeq, a predicted model, not a curated record